This is a messenger RNA of Pelobates cultripes (western spadefoot toad), 981 nucleotides long. Lineage: Eukaryota; Metazoa; Chordata; Amphibia; Anura; Pelobatidae. The record is from the annotation of a GenBank genome assembly.
AUGGAUCCACAUGCACAGCAAUCACCACACUGUGCCUGCAGAGAAGCAUGGAUCCACAUGCACAGCAAUCGCCACACUGUGCCUGCAGAGAAGCAUGGAUCCACAUGCACAGCAAUCGCCACACUGUGCCUGCAGAGAAGCAUGGAUCCGAAUGCACAGCAAUCGCCACACUGUGCCUGCAGAGAAGCAUGGAUCCGAAUGCACAGCAAUCGCCACACUGUGCCUGCAGAGAAGCAUGGAUCCGAAUGCACAGCAAUCGCCACACUGUGCCUGCAGAGAAGCAUGGAUCCACAUGCACAGCAAUCGCCACACUGUGCCUGCAGAGAAGCAUGGAUCCACAUGCACAGCAAUCGCCACACUGUGCCUGCAGAGAAGCAUGGAUCCGAAUGCACAGCAAUCGCCACACUGUGCCUGCAGAGAAGCAUGGAUCCACAUGCACAGCAAUCGCCACACUGUGCCUGCAGAGAAGCAUGGAUCCGAAUGCACAGCAAUCGCCACACUGUGCCUGCAGAGAAGCAUGGAUCCACAUGCACAGCAAUCGCCACACUGUGCCUGCAGAGAAGCAUGGAUCCGAAUGCACAGCAAUCGCCACACUGUGUCUGCAGAGAAGCAUGGAUCCACAUGCACAGCAAUCGCCACACUGUGUUUGCAGAGAAAUGGAUCCACAUGCACAGCAAUCGAUGCAGAGAAAUGGAUCCACAGCAAUCGCCACACUGUGCCUGCAGAGAAGCAUGGAUCCGAAUGCACAGCAAUCGCCACACUGUGCCUGCAGAGAAGCAUGGAUCCACAUGCACAGCAAUCGCCACACUGUGCCUGCAGAGAAGUAUGGAUCCGAAUGCACAGCAAUCGCCACACUGUGUCUGCAGAGAAGCAUGGAUCCACAUGUACCAAAAAGAACGCCACACCGUGUCGCAGAGAAUCAUGAUCCAUUAUAAUAAAAGUAACGCCAGAAUACCGUGUUUCCAGAGCAAAAUCAGCUGA